CUGAGGCUGGUGCAAGCUUCGUGUGUUGUCCGUUUCCUGGACGUCUGAGUUGCGUGCUCCAGGUCAGACAAAAGGGCAGGAGGACGGGCCAAGCAAGGCCUUUUCUGAGGUUUGGCUGAGCAGAGGCUUCCUGAGUAUCCGCUGGGCUCUAGAACUCGGGGUUGCGGCUUGUCCACACUUGAGUUUUCUCAGGCUCAUCGAAAGCAUUUUUAAGAAAUACUGACUCCCAGGCUCUCCCUCAGACUCAUUAGUGGAGGUGUUAGGACUGCGUUGACUGGACUUCCAAAGAGCUUCCGUCUCUGGCCUGUUGGAGAAGCAGCAAGGAGAUCUUGACGGCAUUAUUGUUGGGGCUGUUAGGGGAAGAUUCACCCCCAACAGCGCCAGCAUCUCCCCGGCAGACUGGUCCAUCCUCUGGCCGUCACAGGGGUUUUGCAGAGGCUGAAGAGUAGUUGUCUAGCUGAGUUGUGACUGAUUACAGACGCAGAGGAGCUCCUGGUGGCAGCUGGAAUUUAAAGGCCUGAAGAUCAUACUUCAGGAGAUUGCAGUAGAGUGAGGCCUGAGAUUUUAGGGUGUAUCCAGUUCUCACUGAAUACUGGGCCCACUGAGCGUGGGGCCCACGCUCCUGAAGAAAACCCACCUCAGUCCAGGUCUUCCUUCAUAGCCCAAUGGCAGUCCCAGCAGCCCUGGCAGGACUCCAGGCAGAAGCCAACUGUCCCGUCUGUCUGGAUUACCUCAGAGACCCCGUCACCACCGAAUGUGGGCACAACUUCUGUCGCUGCUGCAUCCAGCGGUCCUGGGCUGAUCUCAAGGACAGGUUCCCGUGCCCCGUGUGCCGUCACGCAUGCCAGGAGAGGCACUUGAGGAGCAACACCCAGCUGGGAAGGAUGAUUGACAUUGCCAAGCUCCUCCACAUCACCAGGACCAAGAAGAGGAGGCCGGAAGAGAAACAUUUGUGUGAGAAGCACAACCAGGUCCUGACCCUUUUCUGUGAGGAGGACCUCGAGGUGUUGUGUCCCAAGUGCACACAGCCCCCUGACCACCAGGGCCACUUGGUGAGGCCCAUGGAGGAGGCUGCCUCUCAUCACAGGCAGAGGCUCAGCCGUUACAUUGAGCCCUUGAAGAAGCAGAUGGAAAAUGUUCAGAAAUUAAUAAACAUUCAAAGCAAAAAACCCUUAGAGCUGAAAGAGAAGGUGGAAAAUCAAAGGCAGGAAUUACUCUCUGAAUUUGAGUGCUUGAAGCAAUUUUUAGACCGUGAUCAAGAAGCCGUUCUUUUGAGGCUAGCUGAUGAAGAGAAAGACAUUCAACAGAAACUCAAUGCGAACAUCACCGCAUUUUCAAACUACAUCUCCAUACUCAGAGGUCUGCUUAGUAAAGUAGUUGAGAACAGUGUGCUGUCUGAAGUGGAAUUGCUGUCACAAAUUAAAAAUUUCUACAGGAGGUCUGAGGAUGAGAUCAGUCCAUCAAUUUUCUCAAUCCAGUUAAGAAGGGAAGGCUGCAGCUUUCCUCCCCAGUAUUCUGCUUUGCAGAAAAUUAUAAACAAAUUCAGAGUAGACAUUAUCCUAGACCACGAGACGGCACAUCCCAACUUGAUUGUCUCAGAGGAUAAGAAAUACGUGACGUUUUCGAAGAGAAAACAGAAUGUUCCUCAUUUUCCAAAAAGGUUUACAGCCAACACAGUUGUCCUGGGUUUUCCAUAUUUUUACUCUGGCAGGCAUUACUGGGAGGUAGACGUGGAAGACAAAUCUGAAUGGGCUGUGGGGAUUUGCAAAGACUCCCUUCCCCCUAAGGCCAGGAGAUCUCCGCAGGCCUGGCAGGGCUGCUGGGUGAUUCAGCGGCAGGAAGAUCGCUAUGAGGUGGUGGGAGCCACGGCAACCGUGCUGCUUUUGGCUGUGAACCCCAGAGGCAUUGGCAUUUUCUUGGACUAUGAGCUGGGUGAGAUCUCAUUUUAUAACAGGACUGAAAAAUCUCACAUCUAUACUUUCACUGACACUUUUACUAGACCUCUUAGGCCUUAUUUCUAUGUAGGACCUGAUUCAAAACCUCUCAGGAUCUGUAUGGGGACAGAUUGUGAGGGAAAACUGCCUGGAUCAUCUUAGUAGUUAGCUUUAAAGAAUGGAAGGUGGAUGGGCUAUUGUAUUAAUAUGCCACUAAAGCUAAUUUUUCCACUUUCCCCAGUUUUUUUAUCUUUCUCCUUUUAAUCCAAAA
Neogale vison (American mink) is the source of this 2205-nucleotide messenger RNA. Its product is annotated as putative tripartite motif-containing protein 75. The coding region runs from base 666 to 2096 and encodes 476 amino acids. The record is from RefSeq and is a predicted model, not a curated record. Gene Ontology annotation, molecular function: protein binding; zinc ion binding. The transcript has 2 exons. Lineage: Eukaryota; Metazoa; Chordata; Mammalia; Carnivora; Mustelidae.